This is a messenger RNA of Closterium sp. NIES-65, 558 nucleotides long. The record is from the annotation of a GenBank genome assembly. Lineage: Eukaryota; Viridiplantae; Streptophyta; Zygnematophyceae; Desmidiales; Closteriaceae.
AUGGAUUUAAGCGGCGACGGCGGAGUGGUGAAGAAAAUCCUCCGCGCCGCUAAACCCGACGCGCUGCAGCCGUCCGAUACGUACCCGAUUGCAGAUGUGCACUACGAGGGGCGGCUAACCACGGGCGAGGUGUUUGACAGCUCGCGGGAAGAUAAUGCUGUCUUCACGUUUGAAGUGGGCAAGGGGAAGGUCAUUCGCGCAUGGGACAUCGGCAUCAAGAGCAUGAAGGUGGGUGAGCUGGCAGAGCUGACGUGUCAAUCAGACUAUGCAUAUGGAGAUGUUGGUUCUCCUCCCGAAAUUCCUCCAGGCGCCACAUUGGUGUUUGAAGUGGAGCUUAUGGCUGUUCGCCCCCCCAGAGGCUCUGUCUCCACGGCUGCUGCUGAGAAGGGCCGAUUAGAUGAGUUGAGAGCAGAGAGGGAGGCAGCAGCAGCGCGGAGGGAGGAGGAGAAGAAGAAGAGGGAGGAUGCCAAAGCAGCUGCGGCUGCUAGGGCGGCUCAACUGAGUGCCAAGGUAACGGGGAAAGGAGGAGGAAAGGGAGGCAAGGGGAAGAAGAAAUGA